AAUUGCAUUAUUGUUUGCAUAACUAUUUGCGUGUGUUUGUGCAUGGAGUUUUAUAUAUAAGGCAAAAAAGAAUUAGUUAAAAUAUAUAGAAAUAUAUAUAUAUACAACUGAUAAAAUAUGGAUAUGUCCACAAGUUUGUCUUCUCUAUUUGGAAGAAAUAUUUUUUGCAGUCGGAUACUUUUUCUGUUGAUUAUGAUCAAUUUUAUCAAAAUAAACAAAGCGCUCACUCUGGUACCCAGUACUUUGAGGUCGUGCCAAAGCAAUUCUGAUUGUAUGACGGAUGAAUGCUGUGCAGCGCAACAACAUGGAGGGGUUGGUAGAUGCGAAAAAAUGUUGACACAAAAUGCUCCGUGUCUGCAACAAUACGAUAUUAAGAUUGUUUUUUUGGCCAAUGGUGGAAUUGCUAAAAGUAAAUGUGGCUGUCAAUCGGGUUUGAUUUGCACAAAAUUACAGAGAAAUAAUUGGAAUAUAAAAAAGAGAGAAUGGUCGGAAGAGGAGAGACAGAAAAAAACAAAAUAUAAACUACAGUGUAAACCAAUACCUGGUGAAGUCGACGAAAUAAUAGAAAACAAAUAAACACACAAGAAACAGAAUAAAGAAAAAAAUUAUGUCAAAUGGUUGCGGUACCUGACACAAUUCAGCAGACAACAAGUACAAACCAACAUUCGAUGAAAUGAAAGUAAAAGUCUUUUUUUGUUUUAAAAAAAAGUAUAAAUAUUAUGAAAAUAACAUCCUAUCAAAACGUCGUGAAAAUGUUUGACCUGUUAUAACAUCAAAAAAUUGAAUUGACCUAUCAAAGCAUAUCUUUACAGCUUUGUUAUGAUCCGUCAAAACCUCUUGAUAAUGUUUUUUAAAUUGUUUUAUAAGGAAAAUAAUAUAAAGAAAAACGAAAAAAUAAAAAUUUAAAUUUAAAAAAAUAAAUAAUUUUUUAACAGUUUUGUGAAUGUUUAUUUUUAAAAACGAAAAAAUAAUUUUAGGGUGUAGUUAUUUAAGAAAUAUGUCGCUAUGUCAAUUUGACUUUAACAUUGGUUUUUUAUUUAAACAAACAUGACUAUAGUUUGACCAGAAAUUUUAUUUUGCUUAAAUUAGAAUAGUAUUUUUAUUUCACUAUAUUGUGCAACGUUAUCUUGUUUAUGCUUACGCAAAUUUUUUAAUGCCAGAAGGGCGUAUAUAAUAAUAGUAUUUUUAUUUAUUUGGCACGCUGUAAUUUUGUAAAAUUCUUAACUUAUUAAAUCCAAAUGUAUUAAGAAUAACCUAUUUUUUAUUUUAAUACAAUUUUUUUAUUUUAUUAUAUAUUUUUUUCUACUGCACUACAUUUUAUUCUACUUAUUUAUUUUUUUCUAAAUUUUCAGAUAUUAUCUCUUUAUAUAGCCUUAAAUAAUUUCUUAUUUAUUUUUCUGGCUAAAAACUUUAAAAAAAUACUUUCUUUAGCCAAACUAAACAGCCCUCGCUUUUUCUUGUUUAUUAGUAUAACACCAUUUAUAAAACAACAUUUUUUAUUUAUUUUUGAACUUUAUUAUUGAAUAAACUACUUUAAAAUGUCAUUAUUAUUGAGCUUUCUUUCCAAAGAACUUUUUUGAGCUUUCACGAUUUAAAUAGAACAUUUAUUUUAGAUGCGUUUUUUACAUUCAUACAUACAUACAUUCAUACAUACAUACAAAAGCCGACGACACGGAUUUCGAAGUGGAGGGGGGCACAAUCGUCAAUUUCUAAAAAAUGUCCUCUAUAUCAAGAAUUUUACAACAAAAAAAAAAAAAAAAAAAAAAAGAAAAAAGGCC
Hydra vulgaris (swiftwater hydra) is the source of this 1778-nucleotide messenger RNA. RefSeq lists its product as uncharacterized. The record is from RefSeq and is a predicted model, not a curated record. Lineage: Eukaryota; Metazoa; Cnidaria; Hydrozoa; Anthoathecata; Hydridae.